Molecule: messenger RNA, 1507 nt
Organism: Canariomyces notabilis
Lineage: Eukaryota; Fungi; Ascomycota; Sordariomycetes; Sordariales; Chaetomiaceae
Exons: 1
Coding region: 112-1398 (428 amino acids)
Cellular component (GO): nucleus
Source: RefSeq, a predicted model, not a curated record
CUUUGAUCUCCUGGGGCGAAACGUCACGUCAGCCAACCCAACUCUCCCAACUCCCAAGUCCCGAGUGCAGCAUCUGGACAUCAAAGGCGCGAGACCCGCCUCGUCGCAACCAUGGGCCUAGUUGACUACUCAGACUCGGAAUCCGAUUCCGAAGAUGUGCAGCAUAAAAUCGCAUUGCCCACGACGACAUCGGCUUCGGCGGCGGCAACCAAAAAGCCAUUCCAAAAGCUGCUCGACCGCUCAUCGGGUUCUGGCAAGAUUGUCGUAAACCUUCCAGCAGCGAGCGCAAACUCCGACGCCGCCGCAGAUGAUGAUGGACAGCCGCCCGCGAAGCGAGUCAAGACCACAGGCGGAAGCAGAUUCAGCAGCCUUGGCUCGUUUCUGCCACCGCCAAAGAAGACGGGGGGCGCAGCAGCAGCUGCUGCAGGUGGAAAGAAAUUGGGUACUGCGCAUGCACCCGGGAUUCACCUGAGGACAGCCGCGGAACCAGCAUUUGUCAGAAGCGGCAACGGAACUACUGAGGACGGCCAUGGUGACGAUGAGACCUCGGCUUCGACUAUGGGAAUCAAGGGGCCGUCAAUACCCGAAGGGCAGAAGCCGGAAGAGGAGGUGAAGCUGGUGGGAAAACCGCUCAUGUUCAAGCCGCUGUCGGUGGCGAGGAAGAAGGCACCAGCGAAGAGCAAGAAAAAAGACAGCCCAACUACCACAGGCAACACAGCCGGCGGUAUGACCGCAGGCCAAACCGGCUCAAUCACAACGGCCACGACAACGACGGCAGCAGCGGAGACUGCUCCCAAUAUAGACCCGCCCAAGAAAAAGGUCCCCCUAUUCUCCAUGGGCGAUGCAGACGGCGACUCCUCGCCUUCCACCACAACCGCCCCACCCACCACAGGAAGCUACGAACCGCUCUUCACCGGCGCAAACGAACCAUCAGCUGCUGCCGCGGCUGACUUUGAAGAACAGGAAGAAAACGACGUAACGUCGGCUUAUCCGACCCAAGCCCUAUCGCUACCCCAGCCGGUCUCCGCAGCUCAACAACAUCAACAUCAAGACUCGCUAGCCUCCCUAGCGGACUCGCUCGACCUCAGCCCGGCCGCGCGGCGCGAGCUGUUUGGUCGAAAGGGGGCGAACAACAACAACACCAGUCUAUCCGGCGCGCUGCCGCCGAACGCCAAAGUGGUCACGUUUGACAUGGAGCAGGAGUACGCGCGCAACGAGGCGCUGCGCGCGUCGGGCGCGCAGCAGGCGUACAACCCGGUGCGGUCCAUCGCGCCGGGUAAGCACAGCCUGCGGCAGGUGGUCAACAUGGCGCAGAGCAACCAGAGCGCGCUCGAGGACAGUUUCGCGCGCGCCAAGGGGACCAAGCGGGACGCUGCGGGCCGGUAUGGCUGGAAGUAGAGCACUGUCGCUAUUCCAAUGUGAUAUACCGCGGUCCAGGCUGAUGGGAUUGAAUCCAGGUGAGGGUAAAUGGUAUCAUAUGAUGCAUAUUCAUUAUUCGUCUUUCCUU